UCAGCAAGAAGAUAACUAGUUCUAGCGUUAUCAGAAAGUCUUUGUUGUUGCACAAGGAAGGAACAAUGGGACAAGGCCAAGAAGUCAAGACCAGAGAUGAUGCCCAAGUUGAAAUUCAGGAGAGAGGGGAAAUAUUUUUCUUCUACAGGCCAAAAGUUAACAAGGAGGAAGCUCGCAGCCCAGAUGAUGUUCAACGUUUGUACAUAGUUUUAAGGCCAGAGUCAGGUGAGAGGCCAAUUGAGGAGAAGCAAGACCCUGAUUCAGGAAAAGAAGGUGCAAAGAAGAAGGGAUCUAAUUCUGGUGAAAAAGGUUCUGGUGGUAGUCAAAGUGGGCAUGGUAGGCAUGAAGUGAACAUUGAGAAGCAACCAUUGCUGAGGUUCAUAGUGAUGGGAAGGAAAAGCCUUCCUGACCCAAGCAAGAAGGGCAGACCCUAUUGGGGUUUUGUUGACAUGGUCACCACAAAUAUAGAUGAUGUGAAAACUGCUCUUCAAGGAGAGGAGUAUGACACUAAAACCAAAGGGCACAGACACACUUCUGCAGUAAGGGCAUUAGGAGAAGGCAUAUACCGCAUUGUGAGGCAUAAGGAGGAGAAGAAGAAACCCCACACUCAUUUGAUUUACAAGCUUGAGUUCCCACCAGAAGAUGAGAACAAUGAGCCUCAAGAGUCACUUAACAUUAAACAUGAAGGCUCAUUUCAUAUUCAAAUAAAGAACCCAGAUCAACAUGGCAGCAGCAGUACUUCUCAGUUCAGAGGGCUACAGAACAAGCGCAGGGCUAUGUUUCCUGCCCACCUGCAAGGCCAGUUUGGGAAUUUAAGGUACUGCCCAGCUGAUCCACCUGACUUCUUGAACUAUGAAGGAUGUGAGUUCUUGCUCAUAUCGGCUUCGGAAGAUAUAGAAGAGGAAUUGGGACUGGAGCUGCAGACAGAGGGGGAAGCAGUUGAAUCUUGUUCUGAUUUGAUCAAAACUUUUGGGGAGACUGCAUCUACCAGUUCUCUUCUGAGAGGCACUUGGGUUUGAAAAAGAAAAUGGUACCAUGCAUAGUUGUAGUUUGUUGUAUGUAACUUUUGAA
Molecule: messenger RNA, 1071 nt
Organism: Prunus avium (sweet cherry)
Lineage: Eukaryota; Viridiplantae; Streptophyta; Magnoliopsida; Rosales; Rosaceae
Source: RefSeq, a predicted model, not a curated record